CUUCCGUGACAGUCUUUCUCCCUUCAAAGUUUUUUCAUUUCUUUCGAUUUCUUUCAAUUUUCCAUUCUUUCUGGUUUUUCUUUUUCUUUUUCUUUUUUUGUUGAAAACAGUUUCUGGGUUGACAAUGAAGGACAACGGUGUUGAAAACCCUCUGCGCCUUCAGUCUGUGAAUCAUAUCUCCCUCAUAUGCAGAUCAGUGGAAGAAUCAAUGGAUUUCUACCAGAAUGUUCUCGGGUUUUUCCCCAUUAGGAGGCCUGGUUCUUUUGAUUUUGAUGGGGCAUGGCUAUUCGGCUACGGUAUUGGAAUUCAUUUGCUGGAAGCAGAGAACCCAGAAAAGUUGCCAAAGAAGAAGGAAAUUAACCCAAAGGAUAAUCAUAUAUCUUUUCAGUGUGAGAGCAUGGGAGCAGUGGAGAAGAAGCUGAAGGAGAUGGAAAUUGCUUGUGUGAGAGCAACAGUGGAGGAAGGUGGUAUUCAAGUGGAUCAACUCUUUUUCCACGACCCUGAUGGAUUCAUGAUCGAGAUAUGCAACUGUGAUAGCCUCCCUGUGAUUCCCUUGGUUGGUGAAAUGGCAAGACCAUGUUCCCUUGUGAAUCUUGAGAAAAUGCAGAAUCAGCAGCAGAUACAAAACAUGCUUCAGCAACUGUGAUGAGGAUGAUGAUCCUGAAGUUCUUGAGUGGUGAAUCUUGAAGAGAAUAUCCAUAGGGAUCAAGGAGCAGUUAAGUUAAACUUUUUUAUGUAGCUGAGUUUUUAAUUUAUCAUCGUGGUGUCUCUUUUGUUCGGUUUCUUUCUUCCAUUGUGAUAUGAUCAUGAAAUAAAAUAACAAGCAAUUUGGCAAACAGAGUAGUGCUUUUCCAACGA
Vigna unguiculata (cowpea) is the source of this 858-nucleotide messenger RNA. Its product is annotated as glyoxylase I 4. The record is from RefSeq and is a predicted model, not a curated record. Lineage: Eukaryota; Viridiplantae; Streptophyta; Magnoliopsida; Fabales; Fabaceae.